Messenger RNA from Zingiber officinale, 976 nucleotides. RefSeq names its product ORM1-like protein 2. The coding region runs from base 195 to 671 and encodes 158 amino acids. Gene Ontology annotation, biological process: intracellular sphingolipid homeostasis; ceramide metabolic process; negative regulation of ceramide biosynthetic process. The transcript has 3 exons. Gene Ontology annotation, cellular component: endoplasmic reticulum membrane. Lineage: Eukaryota; Viridiplantae; Streptophyta; Magnoliopsida; Zingiberales; Zingiberaceae. The record is from RefSeq and is a predicted model, not a curated record.
AUUUAACGCAGGUCCGUUCCGUCUCCCCUCCUUCUUUUCCUCUUCUGGCUCUGGCGUCCCAUUCUUCGAACCCUUCUGCCGCUCCGGUGGUUUCCAAUCGCUUCCGUCGUCAGGAUUCCGAAAUCCCUUUCUUUGGUUAGCCAUAAUCUGUCCAGUUCCUGCGCCUGGAGAUCGGAGAAGAGGCGGCGUCGCGCAUGAUGCCGAAGCUCUAUGUGGAGGCGGUUCCGCCGGCGGAUCUGAACAAGAACACGGAGUGGUUUAUGUAUCCUGGUGUCUGGACGACCUACAUCCUCAUUCUUUUCUUCUCCUGGCUUCUCGUACUCUCCCUCUUCAGCUGCGCCCCUGGAACGGCCUGGACGUUUGUCAAUCUCGGCCACUUUGCUAUAACUUAUCACUUUUUCCACUGGAAGAAAGGAACACCCUUUUCAGAGGACCAGGGCAUAUACAACAGUUUGACUUGGUGGGAGCAAAUGGAUAAUGGAAAACAGCUUACACGUAAUAGAAAGUUCUUGGCUGUCGUUCCUGUGGUUCUGUACUUAAUAGCUUCCCACACAACUGAUUAUCGGCAUCCGAUGCUUUUCCUCAACACGGUUGCAGUGAUUGUACUAGUCAUUGCCAAAUUGCCUAACAUGCACAAAGUUCGUAUCUUUGGGAUCAAUGCCGGCCGCUGAGAAGCAGUUCUUUGUGAGAAUGGCGGUGUGAUAUAUUUAGUAUGUCAUUCGUACUGCGGCCCAGUCGCAGUCUAUGUUAGAAAGAAAUCCAUGUACAGAAUAUAUAGAAACAAAUGGUAUGCUGAUGUUUCUGAUACACGAGUGAGGGUCUGUAAAGAAGAGAAGCGGAAAGAAAUUAAACAGUAGAUGGUGUUGUCACAUUCAAGAGACUCUUAGUGUAAGCAGAUGUAGAUUAAAAUCCAAAAACUUAAUAUUGUACCUGCGUUAAUGAGAAAACAAACCUUGGCUCCUGCUGCUAUGGAUCA